Cydia pomonella (codling moth) is the source of this 2767-nucleotide messenger RNA. RefSeq lists its product as uncharacterized. Bases 396 to 1955 code for a protein of 519 amino acids. NCBI's taxonomy places the organism in Eukaryota, Metazoa, Arthropoda, Insecta, Lepidoptera, Tortricidae. The record is from RefSeq and is a predicted model, not a curated record. The transcript has 12 exons. Gene Ontology annotation, molecular function: protein binding. Gene Ontology annotation, cellular component: membrane.
UCAAGAGUUCAAGAUUCAAGAGCAACAGGUGUACUGCGUAGGUGUGUUCUUAAUGAACUAUGAUUGAAGUUAGUAUUUCUCUGAAUAUAUCGUUAUAAAUUUAAUGAUCACAUUCCAUAUUUCGUAUUCUUAUUGGUAUAAUUGUCGCUAAAGCUUUUCUUUGAUUUCGAACGUAUCAACAACGUCAAAACUGAUAAGACAGCUGACUGACAUGACAUUUGCGUGUGUUGAGCGUUUGACAGGCGCAAAAACUCAAAGACGCAUGAUCAAUUUUCUCUGUCCUUAUCCUUUAUAGAGAUUUACUCGGCCAUAUAGCAAAUAUCGAUUAUAAAAUAGGGCACGGGUCUGUUAUCUCUCAAAAUGAGGUGUUCAGUUGAUAUUUGAUUUGGAAUAAGAUGUUGGGGAAGGCCGUGUUAUGUUUGACCUUACAUUUGUAUAGUGUCGUAGCGCAGAAUGACUGCACGGACCUACGAGGGAGGUUGAUAAGUCACGGGUUGCACUAUGUGCCAGGGCCGGACACCUGUACGCUAUGCGUGUGCGACAACGGCGGGCCCAAGGCCUGCAAGGCCGUGCUGUGCUCGCCCCCACAGGACUGUCGAUCAUUUCGCGUCGGCAACACAUGCUGCGAGUUCAUCUGCCUAGACGACGUGGUGAAGCCCGCAGACGGGUCGGAGAGCAACCUGCGUAUGGCGGCCGGCGGUGCGGUGGCCGUCGCGCUCCUCACAGUCGCCCUGGUGGUGUACCGCGUGAGGAGGCAGAAGAGGCGGAGGCCGCCGCAUGCUGAUGACCAGAGGAGCCUUACGAGCAUUGGAUACAUCAGUGGCAGCAUGGGCUACAUGGGAGGAACUUGCGAAACAGCUUUAGCGGGCUGGAAACCGCCCGGCAAUUACCUACCCCGCGGCGAGGCUCCGCCACCCUAUGACGAGGCCAUCGCGCAAUGCUCCGAUGGCAUGAGAAUGAACACUGAAACGCCGUUUCACCGGACCUACCCAACCAACCUGGAGAGCAUGGUCCGACCGGACGACGUGAUGCAAUGUUCCGGGCACGGCUAUAUCAACAUCCCGCGGCCUGUGCAACAGAUGCCGAACCCGCAGAACUGCUUCGCAGCGCCGCUUCUACAGCCGCAUCCCGAACCACGCGAGCCUGUUAUGCACCACCCGCUGGCACCUAACACAGUGGUCGGGUUCCCGAGUGCGAUCCGGCUGACGGGCUCCUUGGGCGCCAUCAGCCACCGCGGCCUCAGCGUGAUGCAGCGCGAGCCCGAGCCCGAGCGCCCGCACAACGUGCCCGGGUUCUACACGAGCCCUGCCAAUUCCUCGCUACACCGCACCAUCCCGCGUAUCUCCACCGCGAUCGACACCACCAUCCUCGACACGUCCAUAGCCGGCUUCAACCGCUGCGAUCGCUCGCUUCACAGCGAGAUCCGACGCUCGUUCCACAAGCCCAGCGAGCGAGCCAUGGCGGACACAGGGCGGAGUAUGCCGAGGAAUCUCAACCUCGCUUCUAGCGGGGGCUCAAGAGCUCACAGCGAAGAGCACAACGUGGGUGGGAUCGAGCCCAAGCCCCUGAAGGCUGCAGGCAAACCGGCCGCGGACGUCGCUGGACCUCAAACAACGUUGCCGCUCACGGUUGAUAAGCCGUCGUGCGUAUGCAGCUAUUCGAGCGGCGCGCCGGACGGUGAACCGGACGGGCCGGACGACUAUCGCAGCGAGUGCGAGAACUGCAAGUCCGCUACCAGCUCAAGAUGGGUGCUAGACCCGUCGUGGCGCGACGAGGCGGACGAGGGCACGCAGACGCUGCAGCGGCGCGUGCCGCCGCCCGCACCGCCGCCGCCCGCCACCGCCACGCUGCCGCAGCCGGUCACCAAGCAGCGACCGACGGGAGGCCCGCAAUCAAACUGGGAGAACUGGUUCAACACCAUCCCCGACUCCGAUACUGAAUCCGAAGAAGAGUGAACAUUCCCCUCCCAACGUAAAUAUAACAGACCUUAUAUAUUUGCAAUAAGGUUUACGAAUUUUCAGAUAACAGUGUGGAUGACGAUAUACAAUAAGUAUUACAGGUCAACACUUGAAACACCCCGCGAGUUCGUGUACAUUUUCUUAAAUGAACUUACUUUAAACACUUAUAGAAUUCCAAUUUCAACUUCUAUGUAACGAAUGAGGGGUACGCUACACGAGUAAAACGUACCCGUAUCAAGCUCGAACCCAUUCCGCGAAAUACUAACACACAAUUUUUUUUACUUAUAACAAAUCAAACGAGCUUGAGAAAAAAGCGGCACUCCUUAAGCCAAGGUUUGUGCGCACGAUACGGUGAGAUGUAAAUCAUCCUUUAAUCUAUAAUCCAUCCUAGAGCAUGCCAAGAAUGGUAACCACAGUAAAUACGGUGUGAUCCUCGUACUCUCUCUUGCUCGUUUUCUUUAAAUGUCGUAAAGACACAAUACAAAUAUCCCACUUUUAACGAUUUGGGAUCUGUUGCAGCUCCACUGCAGUGAGUCUUCACCUUUUAGAUCUACAGAGAAAGGACGAUGAAAAUAGGUCACAUUUUAAAGAGAUUUCUAUACAACGUCACCCAUUUUCAUUGCUGUUGAGUGUUUUUACGCUAAAUACCGUCGCAGUAAGAUAUUUUUUAAACCUACGUCUAUUUGAAAAUAUGAGGAUCGAUAACCUUAUAAUCCAAGUCUUAUACUGUCACAAUAAGUGAAAAUAUGCAUUUGUUUUCACUAUUUUUAUAGUAUUUAAGAUAAUUAUGUUCAAAUAGUCUGGGGUUA